CUGCCAUGGAUCACGCGCUCUUCGGCUGCCUGCGCAGCCCGCACCAUGCCCCCGGGCAGGGCUUGCACCCCUUCUCGCCCUCGGCGCUGGCCCUGCACGGCCGCUCCGAGCACAUGUCCUACCCCGAGCUCUCGGCGUCGUCGUCCUCCUCCUCCUGCAUCAUAGCGGGCUACCCCGGCGAGGAGGGCAUGUUCGGCGGACAGCAUCACCGCGGGCACCACCACCACCACCACCACCAUCACCACCACCAGCAGCCGCAGCAGCAGCCCCACCAGCCCCUGCAGACGAACUGGCACCUCCCGCAGAUGGCUUCCCCGCCGCCGCCGCCGCCGCCCUCGGCCAGGCACAGCCUGUGCCUCCAGCCCGACUCGGGGGGGCCCCCGGAGCUGGGCGCCAGCCCCCCCGGACUCUGCUCCAACGCGCCCAGCCUGGGCAGCGGCACCCCGACCGGGGCGGCGUGCACGCCGGGAGAUUACGGCCGGCAGGCGCUGUCGCCGGCGGAAACCGAGAAGCGCGCCGGCAAGAGGAAGAGCGACAGCUCAGAUUCUCAAGAGGGAAAUUAUAAAUCAGAAGUCAACAGUAAACCAAGGAAGGAAAGAACAGCUUUCACCAAAGAGCAGAUCAGAGAGUUAGAAGCCGAAUUUGCCCACCACAACUACCUCACCAGGCUGCGGAGAUACGAGAUAGCAGUAAACUUGGAUCUUACUGAAAGACAGGUAAAAGUUUGGUUCCAGAACCGACGAAUGAAAUGGAAGCGGGUAAAAGGGGGGCAGCAAGGGGCCGCAGCACGGGAAAAGGAACUGGUGAACGUGAAAAAGGGCACGCUGCUCCCCUCAGAGCUUUCUGGCAUUGGUGCAGCCAGCCUCCAGCACACAGGGGACUCUCUAGCGAAUGAUGACAGCCACGACAGUGAUCACAGCUCUGAGCAUGCACACUUAUGAUAAAGCAUGACAGAGUCACAGCUCCAUUCUCAGGAAAGAUAUGCUAACACGGCAAGCCUUACACGGACAUUACUGAUGUAUGCAAGAGACUCCAGCAAUAAUACAAAAUCGGAUGUAUGGUUUUUGCUUCUCUUGGAACCUUUGUAGAUGAAUUCAUUAAGUGCC
Euleptes europaea (tarantolino) is the source of this 1106-nucleotide messenger RNA. RefSeq names its product mesenchyme homeobox 2 (gene MEOX2). Gene Ontology annotation, biological process: positive regulation of transcription by RNA polymerase II. Bases 6 to 941 code for a protein of 311 amino acids. NCBI's taxonomy places the organism in Eukaryota, Metazoa, Chordata, Lepidosauria, Squamata, Sphaerodactylidae. The record is from RefSeq and is a predicted model, not a curated record. Gene Ontology annotation, molecular function: RNA polymerase II cis-regulatory region sequence-specific DNA binding; DNA-binding transcription factor activity, RNA polymerase II-specific. The transcript has 3 exons. Gene Ontology annotation, cellular component: nucleus.